Ornithorhynchus anatinus (platypus) is the source of this 1408-nucleotide messenger RNA. RefSeq names its product RAD9-HUS1-RAD1 interacting nuclear orphan 1 (gene RHNO1). The record is from RefSeq and is a predicted model, not a curated record. The transcript is spliced from 3 exons. NCBI's taxonomy places the organism in Eukaryota, Metazoa, Chordata, Mammalia, Monotremata, Ornithorhynchidae. Bases 146 to 886 code for a protein of 246 amino acids. Gene Ontology annotation, biological process: cellular response to ionizing radiation; DNA damage checkpoint signaling; recombinational repair. Gene Ontology annotation, cellular component: chromosome; nucleus.
GGCCCGGGGAGGCGGCGGCCUUGGCCCCCGCACCGGCUCGGCGGCCGCACUUCCACCCGCACCGAGGUGAGGUUGUGACCCCUGGCCCUCCCUGCUCCAGCGGGCACCAUGCAGGAGCUCUCAGCCGUGCUCGCCACCCCUGUUGAUGCCUCCCGGGAAGAAGUCCCGCCGCCCGAUCCCGAGAGCCCAGCUACUGUUCCGUGAGGCGCCGCUGGAGGGGCCCAAGCAUCCCUACGGCUCGCCCCAGCCCACCGACACCCGCCCGAGACCCGUCCCCACCAAACCCAUCGACCGCAAAACCGCCACUUCCUGGGUGAUCCCCCAGUUUGAGGGUUCUACAGGGGGCCGACGUCCAGCCCGCCAGAGACCACCCCGGGACCCAGUGGGCAACUCCGGUCGGAAACCCCACCCUUGCAAGUUUCUGCCUCUGGCUUUUGCCGGCCUCCAGGGACCCUGCAGGGAGCAGGCUCCCACCAGCCCCCCGGCGGUCAAGAGGCCUGGCCGGGCCAGCCAGAGCCCCACGCGGGCCAGGGUGCGGGCCGGUCGUCAGCCUCUGGUGCCCAUGUUCAGCCCUCAGAGCUGCGGCCACUUGUCCGGCCGUGAGCCGGCCAGCCCCGGAUUUGCGUUUCUCCCCCCGGACAUCCAGACCCCAGAGAUGCCCUCCGGGAGGGGUCCCGAAGAUCCUGAGCCAUCUCCCCGCCCCUUCGGGGGUCUCCUCUCCCACUCCAGUCCCCCGGAGGACUCAGGCCCGGGCCCCACCCUGGUGCUGGACACCCCGGAGGAGAGCUAUGGACUGAAGGUGACGUGGAGGAAACGACGGCACCUCCUGGCGUACCUCAGAGAGCGGGGAAGGCUGAGCCAGAGCCAAUUUCUGGUGAGGAAGUGAGUGCGGCCCUCAAAUGAGGGGUCUCGGUAGGGGAGGACGCGGAGACCCCUCGAGGCAGGCUCUUGGGGAGCCGCUCCAAGAGAGGCUGUAGUAGUUGCCCCCCGGGGAUGCUCCUCCCUCUUGGUCCUACAAGUUACAGGCUGCUUGAGGAGAGUCGGGAGGCACAGGGGGACACUGGAUGGGGGUCCGGGAUCCCCCUCAGAGUGGGCACUCAGCCCCUCCCAAGACCAGCCUCCUUGCCAUGAGCAUCUGCUGCCGAAGGAGAAAGCCGAAACUCCAUCAGUCCUGGGAGUAGCACUGCCACCAACCACCAGGCCUUUGAGCCCUCAGGGUCCCCUGAUGUGCCUAGCUCAGACCCAAGGAGGGCCAACGAAGAGUGGUGUGGGCUGGUGGGGGAAUCACAUAGGCUCCUCCCGGCCGGUCCUCGUGGAGGUGAGCUGUGAAGCUUUCCAGAAGGUGGGGAGACGGAUUUUUAGUCCUGAAGUGUUUCCAACUUAUGUAAAUAAACGGAUUUCAACCUCA